Lottia gigantea (owl limpet) is the source of this 327-nucleotide messenger RNA. RefSeq lists its product as hypothetical. The record is from RefSeq and is a predicted model, not a curated record. Bases 1 to 327 code for a protein of 108 amino acids. Lineage: Eukaryota; Metazoa; Mollusca; Gastropoda; Lottiidae. The transcript is spliced from 3 exons.
AUGGAUACUGAUAAUCCGGGAAACAAUAAUGCCAGCGUAACAUUCCAGGAUUUUAUCAGAUCAUUAAUAUCAGCAGCCGAUGAUCGAGAAAGAAUGGGUCCAUUACGUUCAGCUUUAUUGGGAAUGGUAGGCAACUAUAGAGACUGCAUAGUUGCUUGUGAACACCAAUUCAGUAAAAGAGGGAGUCCACAACUGGCGGAUGAUCAUAUUGAAGUUCAUUCGCGUUUAUCUAUUUUAUAUUUAGUAUUGAUUAAGAAUGAAUAUGGUAACACUUAUGAAUCUUUACUUAGAUUUCUCAACCGAGUACAUAAUUCCACAUUUGAUUGA